Cololabis saira (Pacific saury) is the source of this 7592-nucleotide messenger RNA. It is a transcript of the gene znf292a, whose product is annotated as zinc finger protein 292a. Lineage: Eukaryota; Metazoa; Chordata; Actinopteri; Beloniformes; Belonidae. The transcript has 8 exons. The record is from RefSeq and is a predicted model, not a curated record. Bases 15 to 7178 code for a protein of 2387 amino acids. Gene Ontology annotation, biological process: regulation of transcription by RNA polymerase II. Gene Ontology annotation, cellular component: nucleus. Gene Ontology annotation, molecular function: DNA-binding transcription factor activity, RNA polymerase II-specific; DNA binding.
UGAUUGUUGUGAAGAUGGCGGAGGGGGAGACAGAGAAGGAGUAUGACACACGGAGAGCCCUCGCCGAGCUGCGGGGCCGCUUCACGGGGCUGACGGCGGCGCUGCGGGAGAGCCGCGGCUCCCCGCUGGACGCCUCGCUGCACUUCUGCCAGGAGUUCUGCCAGGUCCUGGUGGAACAUGCCGGUCGUUGGAAAACCGAUGAGGAUCCACUGCCUUUGCUGGAGGUUUACACCGUGGCCAUUCUCAGCUUCGCUAAAGCAGCCUCCUGUCUCUCCUCCGCAUGUGAAAAUGUGCCACUCCUACUUGAAAAGUUAGCAUUGAGCUGUGCGGAGCUGCUGCUCUUACUGCCCCAGCAUGUCCCUGGUGCCUUAUGGGAGGAGUUUCAGUCCUCCAUGAAGUUGGCACACAGCCUUUUGCAAGAAAGUGGGAGCACACAGCUUCGCCUGCUCUCAGCUCUGGCGCAGCAGGAUGGCAUCUGGACCAACACCACAUUAAGCAGCAUCCUGUCUAAUCAAGUUCUUCAAACUGAACAAGUUCACGAGUAUCUUGAACUGGAAGGUCCCACGCUUCUCAACAUGCGAGUCAAACAUCUUAUUAAAGUGGCCAGUAUCGAUAAAGCUGCUGUCCUUGCGAAGAUGUGCUCUGAGUAUCCAGGAUAUGAAGGACAAGGGAACUUCAAACAGACCUACUUGCUCUGUAUCUGCAUGACCAAAAGUCAGGAGGAGCUGAUGGAAGAGAUUGCAUCGAUAGACUGUAAAGAUGCUCUUGAGAUGAUCUGCAACUUAGAGUCGGAUGGAGAUGAGAAAGGAGCUCUCUGCAUGUGUACUGCCUUUCUCAAGCGACAGCUUCUCCAAGGAGAGGUUUACUGUGCCUGGGAGCUCACUUUGUUCUGGAGUAAACUACUCAUGAGGAUGGAGUCGUCUGCCGAUUCAUUCCUCAGCCACAGCAAAGACAUGGCCCUCCUCUGCACAAGUGUCUGUCACAUCCUGUUUCUCAUCAAAGUAAUCCAAAAUGAGGUUGGAGAGGUGGGGCUUCCAGUGUGUGUAGAAAUGUGCAUCCAAGCUCUGAAAAUGACCUCCAGUGACCACAAAGACAGCAAGUCCACCAUCUGCAAGACUAUUUCCUGCCUCUUGCCAACUGAUCUAGAGGUGAAGCGUGCAUGCCAGCUGACCGAGUUCCUUCUGCAGCCCACUGUUGACUCAUAUUAUGCUGUGGAGUCGCUGUACAAUGAACCCGACCAGAAGCCUGAGGAGGAUGGGAGUCUGCCAGUGCCCAAUUCUUUACGCUGCGAGUUACUGCUGGCCUUGAAGACACAGUGGCCUUUUGAUCCAGAGUUCUGGGACUGGAAAACACUGAAACGCAACUGCUUGGCGUUGAUGGGCGAGGAGGCGGCUAUUGUCUCAUCUAUUGACACACUCAACGAUACAGAUGAACAGGAGGUGGAAAGUGCACUUGGCAAACUCCCCGAAUACAAAGAUCUGGAAGAUUUCCUUUUAACCACUACAAAUGAACUCAAUGAAAUUACAGAUGAAAAGGAAAAGAACAGAGAAGCUAAGAAACUUCGGGAGCAGGGUUUUGUGUCUGCUCGGUUUAGGAAUUGGCGAGCCUACAUGCAGUAUUGUGUUUUGUGUGACAAGGAGUUCUUGGGUCACAGAAUUGUUCGCCACGCUCAGAAACAUUUCAAAGACGGAGUGUAUCUGUGUCCGAUUUGUGCUGACAGUUUUGAAAGUAGGGAGAUUUUAGAACCACAUGUAGCAUCUCAUGUAAAGCAGUCGUGCAAAGAGAGGCUCGCUGCAAUGAAAGCGGCAAGAAAGGUAACGAGCCAGUCCCCUAAAAGUCCGUCUAAAAUGUCCAAGGUAGCAGCCAAGGCCAACCUUAGUCCUGUUAAAAUUGAAUCUCAACUCGGUGACCAGUUGGCAACCCCUGUGAAGAUAGAGCAAACUACAUCCGACCCUCAGAUUAGCCAAGAUUGUUUUUGUCCUGUCAAAAAUUGCUCAAAAGCUUUCAAGUUUUUCCGCAACCUCAUGGCUCACGUCCGAUCUCACAAGGACGACGAGGAGGCGAUGAGGUUUCUAGAAAUACAAAAGCAGAAGGUCGUGUGCCAGUAUUGCAGGAGGCAGUUCGUCAAUGUCCGGCACCUUAAUGAUCAUUUGCAGAUGCACUGUGGCAGCAAGCCAUAUAUCUGCAUUCAGCUGGAUUGCAAGGCCAAUUUUAAUUCCAAUUCUGAACUUCUCAUGCACAGGAAAACACACCCAGAGUUUAAGGCCCAGUGCAUGUUCCCAAACUGUGGGCAGGUUUUCAACGAGGCCUACCUACUGUAUGAUCACGAGGCUCAGCAUUACCUUACAUACACCUGCCAAACGGAAAACUGUGGUAAAAUAUUCUACUCUCAGUCCGAUUUCUUGUCUCACCAAGAGCAUCAUAGCACAAAUAAUACCAUUGUCAGUCAACCUCCCCCUGUCGCUGCAAAAGUAGAACCAGCACACGUGAGCACCCAAAGCCAAGAGGACACGCUUCCAGCUGUUUUUAGCCUCGAAACAAAUAAUACAGAUGUUUACUUGGAGGAAGCAUCAAAGGCAGAUGCUUCAGAGUGGGAUUCAGCAGAUGUCGCUAAAGAUUCUGCUCCCAUGAAAGUGAAACACUCGAUUGAAAAUAUGCUAAAUUCAAUGGCGGCUCAAGGCAUGACAGAACCAGAGAAAUGUUACACUCCACUGACCAACCCCACCCCAUCACUCGCUGACGUGAAUCUGCCACCUGAAGCGCCACAAGUGCACGAGGAUGUGCCCGGGCCGGGGGAUUUUCCUCCGCCGUAUCCUGAUCCCAUCGCAGCAAAUCCUGUGGCCAGUCUGCCGGAAAAGCAGCAUAACAAUGUACAAGGUGCUGAAUUUCAGAAAGCAUUACCACAAAUACUGUCCCCAAGUCAAAUCAAAAUGGAAAUUCCUUCUUCUCUGCAAGGAUAUCCGAGCAGCACCUCCGCUGUUCCUGCAGGCAGUGAAGAAAACCUGCACUGCUGCCCAAGCAAUGACUGUUCAAGGGCGUACAGUACAAACAAAAGUCUGUCUCGGCAUGUGAAGAAGCAACAUCCUGAAAUAUUUGAAGACUGGAAAUUGGCAAAGAAAUACAACAAAGUGGCCAAAAUUACAGCAAAAAAGGGCAACAGGCCAUCAACUCAGCCAGGGAUACUAUGCAACAAACCAGGGAUGCAGCAAAUGGAUUAUCAGGUGGGAUGCUCAACCUCGCCGUCCCAAUGUUAUCCGGGAUCAAUGGAGCCUGUGCCUAUUACUCCGAUGGUCAAUCCUACCUUGUACCCAUCUUGGGGCUGCGCUAACAAUCCCAACGUUAUGCAGCCAGACAUGUCCCAGUCGUGGUCUUCACCUCCUAUGAAUAACUGCUAUCCUGAGGCCUUUAAUGUCAACGAAUACCCCUCCCGCAAUUACCCCCACUGGCAGGCAGACCCUUAUCAAACCACAUUGCCUCACCCUCCUGAUAGAGAUCACUCAAUGGCAGCUAUACACGGUCCCGCUACGUCGCAUACUCCUUCGGAUUCCAGUUUGAUGUCUCAGUACGUGUCCAGCUCUUUAAUGCUCGACAAUGGGGGGCAUAUGCAUAAUGGAGGGCAUCAGUAUGGACUUAUGCAACCUGAUGGUUCAGGAGAGAACGUAGAUGCUAGGAAGAGCAGUGCAAGUAUGAUUGGACACUUGGAUAAUGGGAACAGUCUCUCAACAAUUGACAGCCUUCCUGACGGAAGUUACCACACUCCAUACGCUCCGAGUGAAAGCUCCUGUCUCACUCAGUGCUCGUCAGUGGAUGUGCCCAUGAAAUGCAUGACUCCAGAGGCUCAAGUUCCACUAAAAGCUGCAAGUGAAAUCACUAAAAUAGAAACAGUGUCAACUUCUAGUUUUGAUCAGAUGGACAACUCCGUGGAUGGCGUGCUCAGUCCACACAGCGUGGCUCCCCCCGAUUUCCCUUACGAGGAGGAUUGUCAGAAUGCAGACAGUGACCCGGUCCCCGUGGAAGAAAAGGCCGGCGACAGCGAAGUGCAGAAAGGAAAACGCAGCAGGUUGAGCAAGCGUACCAAAUGGCCAGCAAUAAUCAAAGAUGGCAAAGUUAUCUGCCGGAGGUGUUUCAGAGAGUUCACAAGCACCAAAUCUCUCGGCGGUCACCUGUCCAAGCGCUCUCAGUGUCGGCCUUUAGAUGAAAUCGACCUGACGGCAGACCUACCAACGUCAUUUUUGGACUUCCUCAAUGACCCUCAUCUUCCUGAUGCGAACGCAGCAAUGUACAAUAUGCCAAAUGGAGAUUUUUCACAAGAAUCCUCUAGCUUGACCACUUUGACGUCCCCUAUGGUGUUGAAACAAGAGCCCCAGAAUACAAAUAUAAUGGACCAGUCCAACUCCUCAGCUUCCCACGAAAACCAGCGAGACAAAGAAGCGGGGAUGGCUAAUCCGCCCCUCACCGGGCCUUAUCAGGAGGAUCACCUGAUGGAAAUUUCACAUGCCUUUCAAAGGCUGGAUUUGAUUGAAGCUGCCCAAGGGAGGAUGCGGAAUGCAAUGUCAUUAGAGCAAAAUGUUAGUCAUACUAAAGCCGUUCCUGCCGUCGAAAAAAGUAAAGCACAGGGCAAAAGCGACGAAAAGCCCCCUGAAAAGGUACCUAAACCAUUUAAAUGUGACCAGGACGACUGUGAGUUCUCAUUCAUGACAAAGGAGGCAUUAUUUAAACACUUGAGUAAAAUGCACGAUUUUACCACCGAGAUGAUCGACGAGCUCAAAAGAACUCCAUCCAAGCUGUCUCCGUAUCCUUGUCAGAUCUGUGCAAAGACCUUCACGCGAACGACAGGGUUGAGAAUUCACUACGAGAAAGUUCACCGAUUGUCAAAAGCGGAAAUGCAGAAGCUAAAAAUCAGCGCUCGACACCGACGCGCAUUCAGACUCAACAAAGACGAGUCGUUAAACAGCCAAGCAAACGUUGAGUCCAACAGCAGUCGGACGGCACAGCCUGCGGCUGUUUUACUUGCUAUUAAACAAGAACCUGUCGACAUUGCGAUCGCACCGAAACCAGUGACUGAGAAGGAUCCAGAUGUACCUGAAAUCUCUUCUGGGGAAGCAGCGAAACAGGGCUUGACACCUGACGUAUCAACUGUUACAAGACUACCGUCGCCUCAGAACUAUUUGACUGAAAGACCACUCGGGGAGGUGGUGCCAUCAACCCCAGAAACCGCUGCAGAGCAACCUCAACCUCAGCCUCAACUGGCCUUUGUAAACAGAAGUCCAGACACAAAGGCGAAGACCAGCGUCAAAGAAAAAGCGAGUCCUGCCAGCAAAGCCAAAUCGCCGCAAGAAAAAUUAAACGUGCCGCCGAGUAAAGUAACAGAAUCCAGAUCCUCGAUUGAAUCUGCCUCGUCCUCCCCUGAAAAACCCAGCAGCUCUAAAAGCACACCAACAAAGGAGGAGAGGAAAGAGAAGUUGCAGAAAAAGUUGAGCCUCAAAAUGAGUGACACGGACAACGCCUACAGUCCAUACAGACCAUACCGCUGUGUUCAUGAAGGGUGCACCGCGGCAUUCACCAUUCAGCACAAUUUAAUCCUCCAUUACCGGGCUAUGCAUCAAGCAUCGCUGCCGCCAAGUAAAGCCGAGCCCGAGGUUGAAGCGGCGGUCGUCAGCGACGACCAGGAGAGCGACCAGAGCUUUGGGAAAGAUAACGAAGUCAGGUGUCAGGUGAAAAACUGUUCCAGGGUGUUCAUGGGAAUCACCAGGUUAGUGCAGCAUUACCUCUUGCUUCACAAGUUCACCCGCGACAAAGCCACCUCCAUGAUGGCCAGCAUGUCCAUAUCCACUUUCAACUGCGACAGGCCAGAAUGCGCUCUUCCCUUCGACUCCGUGGAUAAAUACAUCGAGCACAUCAAGAACUACCACAAGGAGAUCGCCAUCUCCGAGAGCGGCUCAGUGGACCCCACCUACCGGUGCGAGUACGAGUCAUGUGAUCGCGUGUACACUACAAAGUCAAACCUGCUCCGGCACCUGAUCAAAAAACACAACUAUGUUUAUGAUCCCAGAGCGAGUGACGGAAGAAGAACUAAAUCGGUCGGACUCUUCCCAGGGGCCAGCAAUGGGAAAGAAAAUAUGGAGAGCAAAUUCAAAGUUAAAAAGAAAAACACUAAAAAGAAAGAAGGGAAGUCCAUCGAACACUGGACUAGUUUUGGCAAGCCCACGCUAAAAUCUCACGAAGAGGCGUCAGCAAUGUGCACCAAGAAGUCCGCCCUGCAGUACCCGUGCAUGAUCAUAGGCUGCGAUACAGUGGAGCGGGCCGAAAGAAGCAUAUUUAAGCAUUACACCACUCAUGGCCUCACGGAAAGAUAUAUCGAAGAUCAGAGGAGUCAGUUCAUUUUCUGCAAAAAAUACUCGCGCUCCAGAUUCAAAGAUGCAAACAAGGCGGAGGGCGCGUCGAGCUCCGAGGAGGAGACGGAGGCAGACGAAGGCGAGCAGAAAACAGAGACUUGCUGCGACCAGAAAACAGUGACUAGUGACCAGAACAUAGAGCCCAGUGACCAGAAAGCAGAGGAGCUGGAGGAGGAGAAAGUCAACCAAGAGGACAACAAACAGUCCAAUGACGAAAGUGCAGAAUCUCAAGCUUCCAAUGGGACCGACUGUGGCGUUAAAAGAGGGCGUCCCAGAAAACCUGCGCAGCCCACACCAGCUUGUCCAGAGAGGAUGCAGUCCCUUAGAAACCGCACGACUGUUAACAGUUCAAUAGAUAACUCAAAUCCUGGUACCCCUGUAGCCCCGGAGCAGCGUGACGAUCCGGUCACACCGGGGUCUUUUAAGCCUUUAGGCCUCGAGGACUCGUUCCUUAAGUUCUUGGAAACCUCAGAGUCUACCAACUCUUCUAAACGCAAAUUAUGUGAGAAAUCUAGUGCUGAAGUGCCACCCAAACGACAACAAACUUUAAGGCAGAAAUACGUGGCGGAGAGUAAAGAGAGUAAAAAGAGUAAAACGACUGAUGAAAUUAAAGACUGUGGGAACCUUGUAGACUUCAGAAACCCUCUGAAUCUUAAAUCUGUGAGUAAUGUAAAGAUAGUCAUGGAUAAAGCAUUUUCAGACAGUGCUGAUCUUUUACUUAAGCAGCUACAAGACAUGAAACCCAUGGUUAUAAUAAAAAAGUGGCUUUAUAGCGGAUCAUAGCCCGGUAUUAUGUUUCCAAAUCAGUCUUACUCAGGAUUUGAGAAGUUUUGCUGCAGGAUGGUUUGUUUCUUACUGCACCAGAUUUCCAACUGUUAACAGUCAUGGUCACGGCUAUGCGUUAAAUGGCCUAUUUUAUACAUCAUGAAAAAUGUUCUCAGAUGAUUUUAAUUAUGUAUGUUAGUUAUAAUAACCAGGUAUCUAUAGGGCAUAGAUUUUAGACUCAUGUUUGUAUUUAUGCUUAGUACUGAAGAUGUUUUUUUUUCUUUUGCUAAAUGGAGACUUUUAAAGAAAACUAUGUUUUUAUAUAUCCCUAUGGGAUUUCAAGUUCUGUUUGUAUUUAUUUCAUCCUUUUUCAACACUAGUAGACCUAUCUGUAAUAUUUACAUGUCUUCCACAAAGUGUUCAAUAAAAUGU